AAGGAGUUUGAAGCCAGUUGGAGGGAGUACAUGCAAGCUUGGAGGGCAGAGGAGGGGCUUUUUAACUCAACAACAACACAGAGGGGAGUGAGAGUGCUGAGAGGAUUGUGAAUGCGGCAGAGGAAGGGAGUACACGCUCUGUGAAGAAGACAGGAAAAAAGACGGAUUUUCACAAUUCCCUUCUCUUUUUUUCCGCGUUUUCUUUGCUUUUGUGCUUCCGAUUUUGCAGUCUUUGUCAUUCUCCGGGAUGUAAAGUAGCUGAAUAGUUUUACUCUUCCUCUACAAUGACUGCUUGACAGUUUUCUUGCGUCCACCAUCCUUCCAGCACCAACAUCACUUUGAUCCAAGCUUUUUUUGCAAUUCAUCCAUCCACCUCUGUGUGGUUUUGUACGAUGCCAGUACUGGAGGGGCACUGGGGCUCGGAUCUCAGGAUGCGGGACUCUGGUCUUGGGGUCUGUCCAGAAGAACCUCCUGGUUCCCCGGAGUGGGGACCUCUGAGGACACCUCCUGUUACUUGCGGUGGCUUGUCACUGACCCUGGAGCUUCCCGCUCUCAUCCGACAGCUCAGAGCAGCCUGGAGAGCCCGCAAGGGAGGUCCCUGCUCGAGGGAGAAAAGGCACGGCAGCACUUGGGUGGAAGCAGAAAAAGAGGUUGAGGAAGGAAAGCAGGAUGAAGAAAACAGCCGUGCACAUCUGGAAGCAAAGAGCAGACUGAACACAGCCCAUGCUGAUGUGCUGCUGGCAAAAAGGCGAGGCUCCUACCCACCGAUUGACUUGCACAUCCUGAGAAACAGCAUCCAGUCUGGAGAAACUGAGUUCAGCACAAAGAGACAGAUGAAGCACCUGCUGAGCAUCCAGAGAUGCUACCACACCUCCAGAUUGCUGGGGGGCCUGGCCCCCCAUGACUCCGGGUCGCUGUACUUAUUGGACGAUGAUUACCUGGGACAAGCAGCUCACAUGCUGUCAAAAGUCGGCACGUGGAACUUUGACAUUUUUCUCUUUGAUCGCCUUACAAACGGUAACAGCUUGGUGACUCUCAUGUGUCAUCUUUUUAAUAUCUACGACCUAAUUCAUCACUUUCAACUGGACAUAGUCAAACUGCACAGGUUUUUCGGCAUGGUGCAGAAGGACUACCAUUCCCAGAAUCCUUACCACAAUGCCAUUCAUGCUGCUGAUGUCACCCAAGCUAUAUACUGCUAUCUGAAGGAGCCCAAGCUGGCAGAUCAGCUGAGUCCUCUGGACGUGUUCCUGGGUCUGAUAGCUGCAGCGGCUCAUGACGUGGACCAUCCAGGGGUCAACCAGCCCUUUCUCAUCAAAACCAGACACCAUCUGGCUUCUCUUUACCAGAACACAUCUGUGCUGGAGAGCCACCACUGGAGAUCCACUGUGGGCAUGCUGCGAGAAUCAGGACUGCUGGCCCACUUGCCAGCUGAGAUCACGCGAGUGAUUGAACAGCAGUUAGGCUCGCUCAUCCUGGCCACAGACAUCUGCAGGCAAAACGAGUUCCUGCUGACCUUCAGAGAGCAUCUGGACAACCAGGACUUGGACCUUCUAGAGGCUUCACACAGACACUUUAUCCUGCAGAUUGCUUUGAAGUGUGCAGACGUCUGUAAUCCCUGUCGGAGCUGGGAGCUGAGCCGGCAGUGGGGUGAGAGGGUGUGUGAGGAGUUCCACAAGCAGGGUGAGCUGGAGAAGAAGUUUGACUUGGAGGUUAGUCCUCAGUGUGACCACCAGGUGGAUUCUGUCCCAGCCAUCCAAUCAGGUUUUAUUUCUUGCAUCGCUGAGCCGCUUUUUGAAGAAUGGAACCGCUUUACUCACCCUAGCCUGCUCAGCCAAACCAUGUUGGACCACCUGCACAAGAACAAGGCUCACUGGAUCCGCCUGCUCAAUCCAGGCACGCUUGCAGAAGAACAAACUUACGCCUGUGCUGAGAGCUGUGACGCUGAAAAAGGAGAAAGAAAAAACAUCCCUUAAAAGUUCCUCUUCAUUUUUGGGAAAUGUUUUAUCUUCAAACGUGGGAAAAUCUAAUUCCUGCAUUUUUGCUGCCACACCUGGGAGCUCAAAGGCUCCAAAAAUGGGAGCAGUUAGAGGAUGGCUCCCUCUAGUGGAGCUGGAGAGUAAUGUAGCACUGCAGGUUUAAAGGUAAGCGGGUGGAAAGAGAUUCAAGGACAGGAAUCUUAGUAGAUAAAGGCACAUACCUUUGCCUUUGUAACUCAUGACCUGUGUUUUGAAUGAAAUUAGCAAGACUUGAAUAGAAUAAAGGGGCGGAGCCGAAAACAGAAGAGCAAAAGAGAUAUUUUUAAAGCUAAAAAGAAAUAAUCAUAACUGGACUGGGAUGGAAAAUAUCAAUUUAUGAAAAUGUAUGAAAAGGUUCUGUUUUUACUGAAAUUCUGUAAUUUUUAAACAACACAUAAUUCUCUUUUUAUUGUUGUUUUUUCUAGCUCUUGAAUGCUUCUCACACAGUAUUUUCACCUUUUUCACAAAUGUGGUUUUUCUAAAAAAAAAAUUUUAAGCACUUUGCUGUCGAGCACUUUGCUUUACUUAAACAAACAAAAUGUAUUUUUUUUCUUUAACAACCUGUUUUGCAGCUGUCACUGAAUGUUGUUGUACUUCAAGGCUCUUUCCUGAUUGGUUGAUCGCCCAGCAUCAGGUUCAAAGUUAGCCUCACAUCCUGCAAGCAUUGCCAAGGUGCCAAAAAUAUUGCUAUGAGACAUCAUUGCACUCUUACCUCUAUAUAUUCCUCUCACAGAUAUUUCUGAAAACAGUAGCUGUGGCUUUAUGCACCUCGACAGAACAGACACAUCUGUUUUUAUGUAUUAAACCAAUAAAGUUGCAGGAAAUGACUAUAUGUUAUGGUAAAUAUAUUAAAAAAUAUAUAAUAAUAUAUUAAUAUUUUUACUGUCUGAGCCACAUGGAGGUGUCACUUGAAAGAUGUUUAGUGUAAUUGUAAAUACAAGAAUUUGUAAUUGUGCACACAUGAAGUUAUGCUUAGUGCGUUUUACAGAUUUGAGGUUUAUCAUCUUGAAUUUUCCAAAUCAACCAGACACUGAGGGGUUGUGUUUACAAAAACUAUCAACCUGAUAAAUCGUAAUUUUUUUUUUUACUACUUAAACUCUGACACUUCUACUGAAGUGCAAUGAUUUUUAAAGUAUGUGGCCAAACUGGUAAAAAAGAAAGAAAAAAAAAGCAGAGGCUUUUGUUUUCUAAAGUUUACAAUCAGUCCUGUUUUAAAUGUGUUUGUCGUAAAACUUUGACAGUAUAAAUAUCUCUUUUAAAUCUGGAAAUUUCUAUGAGUCAUUCAUUAACAGAUCUAUUCAGCAUUCCCAGAACUGCUUCCUGUUUAAAUACCUCUAACAAAGAACAACUGUUAGAUUAGCCCAGCAAUACUGGUUUUUUGAUGUGUUGAAUGUUUAGAUAGUAGAAUAAUGAUUGAUCAUUUUUAAACAUCAAAAAACUUCCAAAAACUCCAGAUGCGAGUAUAAGUUUUAUGUCUGAUUAAAGAAUGAGCACUGAUGCAUAAA
Messenger RNA from Oryzias latipes (Japanese medaka), 3520 nucleotides. RefSeq names its product 3',5'-cyclic-AMP phosphodiesterase 7B. The record is from RefSeq and is a predicted model, not a curated record. NCBI's taxonomy places the organism in Eukaryota, Metazoa, Chordata, Actinopteri, Beloniformes, Adrianichthyidae. Gene Ontology annotation, biological process: signal transduction. Gene Ontology annotation, molecular function: 3',5'-cyclic-nucleotide phosphodiesterase activity.